Trichoderma harzianum CBS 226.95 is the source of this 1938-nucleotide messenger RNA. RefSeq lists its product as hypothetical. Lineage: Eukaryota; Fungi; Ascomycota; Sordariomycetes; Hypocreales; Hypocreaceae. The transcript has 2 exons. The record is from RefSeq and is a predicted model, not a curated record. The coding region runs from base 1 to 1938 and encodes 645 amino acids.
AUGCUUAGUGGUUCAAAUACAUCUGCGGAAGAGAACCAUUGUAAAGAAUGCCAGAAGGCAAAAGAUGAAGAAAGUGUCGAAUUCAAUAACAAUAUGCAAGCCGUUUUGAGAAUCAAGAGCGAAUUUGCGCCAUUAAGGCGCAACAUAAUUGAUGCAAUGAUCUUAUGUCUCUGGGAUGAUGCAAAGCGAAGAGAACAGUGUGAAUUGCAAUUUAAUAACCAACUCAACAAAGCCAUUGGCUUGCUUGAGAAGAUUCAGAUGGACAUUUCCCAUCUGCAACCGCCACUGCCUUACCAGGAAGCAGAGUGGAGAACUCAGCAUCAUAGGCCAGACAAACCAAAAAAUAGCCCCUCCGAAUCUGGCACAGUCGUCUUCACAGUGGUAGAAGAGGGAGUGGUCAAGCUGGGCCAAGCAAUACAACCACUUAUUCAACCCGGGACAAGAUUGCUAUCUUUAAACCAGUUGGCGGAAGACAUAAUCCAACAUGUCAAAGCCGGGACUGGGUCAAUGGCCACAAUCCGCCAAGAACUUCUCAAUCAUCUGUGGAAAGAUGACUGGAAGCCGGCUGAAAAUAUGACUGACGACUGUUCAGCACAUAUCGACCCUAUCAUGGUCGCACAAGCUAUUGCCGCCGAUAUUCAGUUCAAUGACAUAAAGUCUCGUGAAAAGGCCAUCCCGAAGAGCUUUGAGACGACAUAUUCAUGGAUAUUUCAGAAAGAACCCCCGAUAAAGGAUAGCAUGCCCUUAUGGAGCAGUUUUCCCAAGUGGCUGGAAGAUAAUUCAAACAAAGUCUAUUGGAUCACAGGCAAACCAGGUUCCGGCAAAUCAACUAUGAUGAAACUAAUAAUGCAAAACGAAACCCUAUGGGACAAUCUAUCCCAGUCGCUAGGAGCAUUGCGCCUUAUUCUCGUAAAAUACUAUGCAUGGAAUCCGGGCAAUAUGUUGCAAAAAUCCCUCCAAGGUCUUAAACGGACUGUCAUAUUCCAGGUGCUGAAGCAAUUCCCAGAAUUAGCGCCGGUAUUAUCACCAAGGCGUUGGGCGUUUUGUCAAGCCCUGAGAAACAUCUCUGGCCUUCCUAAGUGGACCGAUUGGGAGAUAGCGGAGUCAUUUGAGGCAUUGCUGUCUUCGUGUGGAAAGACUAUCCAGCUCGCUUUAUUUAUCGAUGGACUCGACGAAUUUAGUAUGCCACCCGCAGAAAUUGUCGAUUAUAUUAAGCAUAUACUGGCGCGAUGCUCUUGUGGACUCAAAUUGUGUGCCGCAAGCCGACCUUGGACUGAGUUUCAGGAUGAAUUCAACCAGUGUCCAAUGCUUCAAAUGCAUUUGCAAACCCAUAGCGAUAUGGAGAUAUUUAUCAACAGCAAAUUUAAUGAUAACAACGCGUUUGCUGAGCAAAAGCAGUUAUAUCCCGAAAGCGCUACUCAGUUGCUUACCGAUAUAGCAAAAAGGGCGAAUGGAGUCUUCCUAUGGCUUUCGAUUGUUGUGAAGCACCUACUGGGCUUAUUGUCUGAAGGGCAAUCAAUACCUCAAGCUCGAAAAGACUUGGAAGCUCUGCCUAGCGACAUCUUAUCUCUAUACGACGCUAUUUGGGGUAGUAUUAGACCCAAAAACCUCCCGGAUGCUGCUUAUAUGAUGCAAGUGCUAAGAGCUGCUGACGGUCCAUUCCCAUGGUUUAAAAUAUGGUUGAUUGAAGAAUCAAGAUUUGCCCCAAUGAAUAUUGACAGCUUUCCAAAAGAUAAGAACUCGAAAGAUGUUGCUUUGAGAUCAUUAAAAAGGAAACUUGCCGCUCGCACAAAAUGCAUAUUGGAACUUAGUGGAACUGGAAGUAGUGCUGUUGUUGAUUUCAUUUAUCGCUUAGCUCGGGAUUGGGCGGUGCAACCCGAAACGUGGCACCUAAUCUGUUCAUCAUAUAGUGAGGUUGUGACAAACCGGUGCCUAUAG